This is a messenger RNA of Aspergillus piperis CBS 112811, 1344 nucleotides long. RefSeq lists its product as uncharacterized. NCBI's taxonomy places the organism in Eukaryota, Fungi, Ascomycota, Eurotiomycetes, Eurotiales, Aspergillaceae. The transcript is spliced from 5 exons. The coding region runs from base 1 to 1344 and encodes 447 amino acids. The record is from RefSeq and is a predicted model, not a curated record. Gene Ontology annotation, biological process: lipid metabolic process.
AUGACAAGAAGAGAUACACCGAAAGACGGGAAGGCUGGAAAUGCCCUCAGACGAUUCGGAGCGAAACUCUUGUUAACCAAGCGCCCGGUUGUUAAAACAGCCAGAGUGGCUGCUACAUCCAGCGCGGGGAUACAGAGCUCGAGUAGUGCUCCCUCUUCCCAGCACUUGACCGGUACAUCAAGGGCUGCCGCGGAGGCUUCGAAUUUUCUGGAAACAGUUCUCGCAACUGCCGACCCAAUGACCUUCACACAAGAAUGCAUCUCGGAUGAAUACCGUAUCAAGCUUGAAAAGCUACCAAUUCACAAAGUCGAGAAAACAGACAACACGGAACCAUUUCAAACGACUGACGACACAUGGCGACUUAUUGAACUAGCAGCCGAGAAGUCAGUUAAUGCUUACUUUGAAUCACCCGAAUUGCCUCCCGACUCCCCGGUCUUUGAGCUGACGCCCAGGGGAGACUCAAAGAGAAUUCUCGGGACUGUAGUGGACUCUGUGCUAGUUGUGGCAGUUCGCGGAUCAACCAGCGUAAUGGACUGGAUGGUGAAUGGAAAUGGCGAGCCAAUAACCCCUUCCCAGAGCAUUGGAGAACCAGAAGCCGGAUAUCAUAAGGGGUAUCUCGCUGUUGCCGAAGCGAUGCAAGCGCGACUUGCCGAAGAAGUUCGUGCGGCAGUGGGGGCACCAGGAGAUAUGGAUCUCCUUUUCACGGGCCAUUCUGCUGGUGGUGGGAUGGCACAGCUGUUCUAUGCCAUGGCAGCCUCAAAGUCAUCGAGUCGUACCAUCGCAACCGUAGUACCUAGUGAGCCUCUGAUUACCCUCAGUUCCUGCAAAUCUCUCGCAAAGCACCUUGCUAACAUUUCAAACUCUAUGAACAGAUUUCCGACGGGUUCAUUGCAUUGUAUUUGGCACCCCACCGAUCGCUACUAUCCCCAUCCGCCCGCCAAGCCGCGACCCAUUCCAGUCUUCGUCCGAAGCCCAAGAGAGCUGAAAGCGAGGUACCCGGAUGGGUUCAAAGUUCCAGACCCCGUCGUACGCAUCAGCGGACCUUGUGUUGUUCUCCGCGAUACUGACCCUACUAAUGUUGAGUCAUGUGUAUUCGAUGCUGUCAAGAUACCGGAAGCGAUGCUUGAACGCAAAUUGUUCGGGAAUGUGAGCGCACACAACAAAGAUGACUACUUGAAGAGAUGUCGGAACCUGAGGAGCAUAGCGUUUUCUCAGGACCACGUGCGUUCUUAUAUCCUGGGAGGCGGGGAGGGUGGAAAGGGUGGUUUGACAGGAGUACGACAGGUACACCGUGGGGUUCCCAAAAACGAAUUCAACAGUUGGGCAAAUCAGCUUUCCAAUUGA